Molecule: messenger RNA, 408 nt
Organism: Sphaerulina musiva SO2202
Lineage: Eukaryota; Fungi; Ascomycota; Dothideomycetes; Mycosphaerellales; Mycosphaerellaceae
Exons: 2
Coding region: 1-408 (135 amino acids)
Biological process (GO): microtubule-based movement
Cellular component (GO): cytoplasmic dynein complex; cytoplasm
Molecular function (GO): dynein intermediate chain binding
Source: RefSeq, a predicted model, not a curated record
AUGGCCUCCAACUGCCCCAUCCCCACCGCGCGUCUGAAGCAAAUCUGCUCCGACGCCUGUUCCUCCACCAUCAGCAGCACCACCUCCUACGAACACUCCCAGACCCAACAAUGGAACAACGCCAUCAUCGGCAACGUCCUCCAACAACUCAUCUCCGAAUCCCAGUCUCCCGAGGAAAAAGGCCAACCGCCCCAGUACAAGUUCAUCGUCAACACUACCAUCGUCCAGCACUUGUCUGAUCCGGCAGGAGCCGAGCCAGGGAGCAAGAAGGUCGGUAGACGGGGCAUGCACUCUGCCAGUGGAGCCUUCUGGAACAAUGAGAAAGACGGAAUGUGGUCGUACAAGUACGAGGGAGGAGAGGGCAAAGGGAUGGAUAUUGUUGUCUGUGUCAUGUGGGUUGCUGUGUAG